AUGACCCAUUGGCGGAGGACGCCAAACACUCGAUUACAAGGGGGGAAAAUGCCUCCUGGUAUCAUUGCCGACUCCGAUGACUCCGAUGCCAGCCAAAGCUGCUCGCCCCUUCGACAAGCGCCGGUCCCCUCCGACGAAGGACUUACGCGGUCGUCCGACUGUGCCAGUCUUGCGACCAACUCGACGGAUCCGGCCUUUUUUCGCAGCGUGUUCGAAGAACAGAAUGACGCUGCAACGCGGAGGACGAACGGAUUGUCAUUCGAUGGAAGAAUGAGCGAGCAUGGUGGUUCCAGGCCACUUGCAUCACUGGACAUGCCGAUAAGCUCGCAUGCAAAGGACCUUUGGGAUGUACCGAGCAGCCCGGAGGUAAAGGUUCGGCAACCUACCAAAAGCAAAAGCGAACGUUCCAAAACAGUGACUACGAUAAAAGCCACCAGAGGUCUGCGUGCAAAAAUAGCGAGUCUCGGAUACGAAACCGAAAGCGACGUGGCCGACGGUGAUGACGGGGAGACGACAGCUCGGGAGAGGAAGAGGAGGAAGCUCGAGACACAGGAAGGACCUUUGCGUUCUCGAAGAGAUGCCAACAACAACAUCAAGCCAGUCAACACGCUGUCAGAUGAUGAGGUUUCUUCGCUGGAGGCGAUGCCAAAGAAAGAUGGGUUGAGCCCCGGGGCACCGGGUGACGGGACGGCUCAGAAGUCGUGUCGAAUUUCCUCACGCCACAGGCGACGAGAUUCCUCCCCAGACCAAAUAGCAACAAUACACCCUGGCAACAAUGUCGGCGCGAAUAGCGAAGUCCAGCGAAGGCACGAGACGGGUGGCGUUUCAUCCAACGGCACGCUCGCAGCAGGGGACGAAGAGGGACCGCCAACCGAUGGACUCGCGGGCCUGCGGGAGAAGGAUGACCUGGACGUUUCUCCCGCGACGAGGCCGGUGCAGCCUCGACCGAGAGGACGGCCAAGGAAAGAGGCCGGAGUCGCGAAGGAGAGGCCCAUCAUCGUCGAAGGGUGUCACGGGAAAGAGAAUGAUGCGACAACAGGUGCAAAGAAAAGGGGCCGACCAAGAAAGAAGGCUGCUGCCUCCAAAGGGGACACUCGGAUCAGCGGCGAUGCACCAUCUGUAUUCAACUCCCAUGCCGACGACGCGAUCAGCAAGGGCGUGCCGAUCGAAGGGCGUGUCGAGGGUGGGCCACGAAAAUACACAGAGCCCGCUAAUGCCACGGAGAAUUCAUCAGCUGAGAAAGUUGGGUCUGGUUUGGCAGAGGUCGUGGCAGAGGUUGACGCAGAGGUUGACGCCGAGGCCGACGCAGAGGUUGACGCAGAGGUUCACGCAGGGGUCGAAGGAGCGGUGGGAGCAGAGGCCGAGGAUUGCCGUCAACACCCGCCCAAGGGAAGCUGCCUCGUGGUUUCGAGAUCACCCACGACAACGCAGAAUCAUGAGGAGAGGGCAGGGGCGGUGUCGAGGUCAUCUCGGACGGAGGCAGCCGCCAAGCCUGCGUACCGCGUUGGUUUGAGCAAGAAAUCCAGAAUAGCGCCGCUGCUCAAGUCAUUUCGCAAAUGA
Molecule: messenger RNA, 1560 nt
Organism: Drechmeria coniospora
Lineage: Eukaryota; Fungi; Ascomycota; Sordariomycetes; Hypocreales; Ophiocordycipitaceae
Exons: 1
Coding region: 1-1560 (519 amino acids)
Source: RefSeq, a predicted model, not a curated record